GCCGUCACCUCCGAUGUUUUACGUUGGGAGCGACGUGGUGAAUGAGGUGAAAUUAUGACCCUUCAGUCUAGCGGUUCGUUGAAGUCGGGUGGUCUGCUCGCUUUUUGUGGUUUCGGCGAGUUGUAAGGGUAGCUCUUUCUCGGAAUAACGUCUUAGACGUCCUGGUCGGGACGGUUCUCUUCAAUAACUCCGGGUUAUCUGGCUAGUACUACACUGACUGUGACUGAAGGAACUGUGUCUUACACCCGAUCAUCAUCGAGAGCAGCGUGACUUCGACCCUCGUCUCUGCCUGUCCUUGUGAAGACCGUUUCCACCAUGGCUGGUGGCAUCACAGAAACUGGAGAACUUUACUCUCCAUAUGUUGGCCUGGUCUAUAUGUUCAACUUGAUUGUGGGCACUGGUGCCCUUACGAUGCCCAAGGCCUUUGCCACUGCAGGAUGGGUUGUCAGCCUCACUCUUAUCUGCUUCCUUGGAUUUAUGAGCUAUGUUACCACCACAUUUGUGAUCGAAGCCAUGGCUUCAGCUAAUGCACAGCUGCGCUGGAAGAGGAGAGAACAAGAGGAGGUCAGUAAUGACGAGUCUACCUCCGAUUACUCUGAGGACGAGGUGAUGGUUCGGGGCAGGUCAGAGCCCCAGGAGACUCGUCCCAUUCUGUCAGUCCAAAGAGCAGCUUCGGUGGACCACUUUGACAUUUUGGAGAGGGUAGAAAUGGGACAGAUGGCUUCCAUGUUCUUUAACAAAGUUGGUGUGAAUAUGUUCUAUAUCUGCAUCAUUGUGUACCUGUAUGGGGACCUGGCCAUCUAUGCUGCUGCUGUGCCCAUCUCUCUCAUGGAGGUGGCCUGUGGGAACCACUCGUGUAGCACGGGGAAUGUGAAGUACAAUGACACCGAGUCCUGCUGGGGACCUGUGCGCAGGAAGGAUGCAUACCGGGUGUUUCUGAGCAUCUUCACCUUCCUCCUAGGCCCCUUCACGUUCUUCAAUGCUCAGAAGACUAAGUACCUACAGAUCCUCACCUCCCUCAUGCGCUGGAUAGCUUUCACCAUGAUGAUCGUACUGGCCCUUAUUCGCAUUGGAAAAGGCCGCGGAGAGGGUCACCCGCCUGUGGCGCAAAUCUCGGGCGUGCCCAACCUGUUUGGCGUGUGCGUGUACUCCUUCAUGUGCCAGCACUCGCUACCCUCCCUGGUGACCCCUGUCUCAGACAAGCGGCGCCUGGGGACCCUGCUGCUGGCGGACUACGUGCUCAUCCUGGCAUUCUACGGCCUGCUGUCCUUCACCGCUAUCUUCUGCUUCGACGGCUCUCUGCUGCGGGACAUGUACACGCUCAGCUUUACGGAUGACUGCGAGGUGCUUAGCGUGGUACCGCUGCGCUACUUCCUGGGCCUCUUCCCCGUCUUCACAAUCAGCACAAACUUCCCCAUCAUAGCUGUCACACUGCGCAACAACUGGAAGACGCUGUUCCACCGCGAGGGGGGCACCUACCCCUGGGUGGUGGAUCGUGUGGUGUUCCCUCUCAUCACCCUGGUGCCCCCUGUUGUUGUGGCCUUUUGCACCCAUGACUUGGAGACUCUGGUGGGCAUCACGGGCGCCUACGCUGGCACAGGAAUCCAGUACAUCAUUCCUGCCUGCCUAGUGUUUUUUAGCCGACGUCACUUGAAGCCUGUGUUUGGCUGUGAUGUGGUCAACAAGCAUCGGUCACCGUUCCGCCACACUUUCUGGGUGUGCUUCAUCCUGCUGUGGUCUGUUUUUUGCCUCAUGUUUGUAACGGCCAACAUCGUUCUGACAGAAACCAAAAGCUGAAGGAGGGAACGUGCUUGGGUUCCGCUUUCUUGUUCCUAAAAUAUGUGCAAUUCCAAACAGAUGGCCUUAAAGAACUCAGAGAACAAGUCAGGUGGUGUGACUGACUUUUAUAUAACCAUGUAAAUUGAUUACAGCAUGAACAGAAACAAUUUAAAUUAUUGAGGCAUACCAAAAUUUCUUCAGUGUCUCUCUGGAGAGGUGGAUGAUGAUAGCGAUGGACUUGCAACCAAACAAACCAUUUUGUUUUUUGUAUGUUCUGUCUCUGAACUACACGUUACAUUCCUCUCCGUUGACCUGACAUCUUUUUUUAAAUUUGAUCUCCCUGUUUACACCAGUUAUGCACCAUGUUCUUAGAUUCGCUGCACAUUUAAUCUUAGUUUUGAGACCACUGAAGAGAUGUUUUCUUAUUCAGAUGUUCUCUGAGUAAUGAGCUCGAAUUAGAUGUGGGGAAGCUGGAAACAUCAACCUUUGGGCAGCUUCUGUGGAAGCCCUCUUGAUUCUUGUGCUGAAUCAAGCAAUGGAACAGCACAAUCUGCGGACGUAAAAUCGGUGUCGGGGCAAGCUGGCGUGGUGCUGCAGGUUUUCUGUGUUUUAUUAUGGGUGCUGUCAGUCCCACUUAUACUCAAGAAGUUGAAUAAGCCCAUACUAGUGUGAGCCAGGGAGGCACUGGUGCCGUGUGAAAUUACUCAGGUCAAGGGGAAGCUGAGUAGUUUUCAAAUGUCCAGUGAGGGCACGGUGUCCUUAGCGUAUCAUCGUGUGCUCACAUUCAUGUUGCUCAUCUCUCCACUAUCCCCUGGGAUGAUUCCUUACUACCAAAACAUGUCAUAUGUGUGCACUUGUGUCUGCAGUUUGUUGUUUAUUCCAUCUUCAUUUAGGGAUGAAGUGAUGACUACGAGUCAUUUUUAUUUAAAUGUUUUGUGUUUUUAACUCCUGCAGGGAUGGAGGAAUUCUUGUUGCUGUUAAGAUUAUCAGUUACUUAGGAGUUUGGGGAUGAAUCAUUAAUACAGCAUUGGAAAAAAACUAGUUAUUUAGAUGUGGGAUUGUUUUGUUUACUUGUAAGCACACCUUUGUUCCCUUAGCACUAGAAGUUUCUUCAUUUUAUCAUGGUAUGCAUGUCAAGUCUUGUGGCUCAUUACUGAGUGGGCCACUAAGUUACAAGAAGGGAAUAUUGUCGACCAGUGCAGUUAUGGCAUGAAACAUUGCACUUGUGCUGAGUUUGCCCUUCUUUUGCCUUUUGGUUGUUUAUUUUUCCUUGGUUGUUUUUAAGGCAGUAGCUGAGAACGUGCGUUCCUUUUUGUUUGUAAGUAAAUGGGGACAUUUGUUGGAGAAGUUUCCGUUCAGGGAGAGACUGCGCAGUCAGCACUGUCUCAGCAGGCAGCCCUGGGCCUCAUCGACUCACUGGGUGAACCUUACUGUUCAACGCGUGUCAUCUUCCACCUGAACUCUUGUAAGGGUUAGUGGUUGUGAGCCUCCUCCUGUCUGUCUCCGUGUGUCUGCAGACACCCCCGCCACAUUGUCGGUGUGCAAAAGAGUAUAUUUUGUCCUGAGAAGGGCACAGGGUGCAGCUGCAUGGUACGGAUGAUGCGUGAGGAUCUCUGGUCUCUUGGUGAACCUGUGAUCUUCACUGUUGUUUGAGCUUGGAGUUGCACGGUGCCUUUUUUGUCCAAUAUUUUUUCAGGAGCACAUCAACUGUAACCACAGUGUGUCAGCAAGAAGAGGAGAGAAAUGGAAGUUAUCCUUUCUGGAUUAAUAUUGGAAGCGUGCCUUUUUUCCUUGAUAUUUUUCCUGUCGUUUUUACUGCGGAUGUGAUUUUUUUUUUUUCUCUCUUUUCCUUCCUUCUUGAACAUUUUUGUUUUGUUUGCCUUGUCAGAUAAGAUCUGCAUGUAAACAACUUCAUUUAAAUGACAAUCAGUAUCUCCUUGAAGUAAAAUUGAGAUUCUGUGAGUGCAAGGUUGCUCUUGCUCCGACUUUGCAGUGUUUGAGUGCUCUACUUAUUUUACGUAAAUGUAAAUGGCUUUGAAUCUGUGCUUUUAGUAAUGUGUCAAUCUUUAAAAUUAUUGAUAAGCUGACACUACGCAUAAUGAAAGUGGAGUUGCCUUUUUGUAAGAAAAAAUCUCCACGAUUUAAUAUAUUUUUAUGGUUUAGGUCAAAAGGCUUUAGGUUACUUUUUACCUUAACUGCUGCUUUUCACCAUCUUUUUUUUGUCUGGAUCUACAAAUGAAAGUGAUUCAUGUGAUUGUUUCCCUUUGUCACAGCUUAUGUUUAAAACUACAACUGAGAACUUGAUAGGAGUUCCUAUUAUGUCCCCCCAGAACUUCCCAAUUCAAGGCCUUUAUAUGCGAUAUGUGAUUUCUGGACAUAUCUUAUAGGGCAAGUGUGUAUUGGGUGAGGCACUAGACAGCCCAAAAGGAAUGGAAGGUUUGCCUUUACACUGGAGCAAUGUACAGGUUCAUGGAACUAAAUAUUUAUUUCUUGCUGAUCUGAUUUGUCCUUGGUAUGCAGUGCUAAAAAUUCUCUCCUGAAGUUUGUUUCUCCCUUAGAAACAGAUUUACCAUCAUAAUAAACCCCUGUGCUGACUCUAACUUCAGUCUGCCCAACUCUCAAUCUAAUGUUCUCUUAGCCUUUUAAUGUGUGUACGUGUUGAACUGUAUAAUUGGAAAUUAAAACUCUACAAAGGAUAACUUCAUCAAAGCUCAUUUAAUUUCCACAUGAUUUAUUUAAUGUUCUGACAAAGAGACCAAUAGAUGCUAUGUGUUUGCGGUAAACUUCAUAAGGAAGACCUGCGACCUGGGGCCAUUCUCUAUUUGCACGGUGCACAUUUGUCUUUGUGUGGAGCCAAUGCAUUGAUUCUUAGCACAGUGGUUCUCCAUGUUGUGUUUUAUAAAGCUGUUCUUGUAUUUUGCCUUAAUUGAACAGAUGUUUCAAUGAAUGGCAUGAUUCGAAAGAUGAAUAAAACAAAAAAGUUAAC
Molecule: messenger RNA, 4765 nt
Organism: Scleropages formosus (Asian bonytongue)
Lineage: Eukaryota; Metazoa; Chordata; Actinopteri; Osteoglossiformes; Osteoglossidae
Gene: slc38a12
Product: transmembrane protein 104
Exons: 10
Coding region: 316-1797 (493 amino acids)
Source: RefSeq, a predicted model, not a curated record